Thyridium curvatum is the source of this 5766-nucleotide messenger RNA. RefSeq lists its product as uncharacterized. The coding region runs from base 1 to 5766 and encodes 1921 amino acids. NCBI's taxonomy places the organism in Eukaryota, Fungi, Ascomycota, Sordariomycetes, Thyridiales, Thyridiaceae. The transcript is spliced from 2 exons. Gene Ontology annotation, molecular function: protein binding. Gene Ontology annotation, biological process: positive regulation of TOR signaling; transmembrane transport. The record is from RefSeq and is a predicted model, not a curated record.
AUGGGGAUCUUGGCUUACUGUGUCGAGGCUCUCAGAGGGCCUGGGGCCAAAGGGCCCGUGGAGGCCGCUGCACCAACGCAGCAGGUCUUGACGGAGAUUCCCAGCGACGACGGGAAGGGAGUGACCACGAUCACCACGACCGCUCCUAGGCCUGCCCUGAACGUCACGGGAUAUUCGAGACUCGCAAAGGAGCGUCGUUUGGACAGGUGGCUCGACUGGCUUGUACAGGCUUCCGGGUCCGAGCCCGUCUUCCUGUUGAUCUCGCUCAGCCUCCUGGCCUGGGCGUUCCUUGGCAUCCCCUAUGGCUCCUCGACCGACUGGGCGGUGAUCAUUUCGGACGUCCAGGCUAUCGUCAGCUAUCUGUUCGACUCCCUUCUCAUGCGGCAACAGCUGAACGGCUACGAUGAGAUCCUCCGCGUGGCAUGCUGUCUCCGAUCACGAAGCAUUAGUCAACGAAGGAUGCUUCGCGAGGUCUUGAGCCGCCGUGUCGUCGACUGGUCACAGCUGGCCACACUGCAGGGUAGUCACUCGGCCGAGCUGCCCGCAGAGAGCAUCGUCGGGCGGGUUUCUACACUGGCGGCAAAAUACAUGGGGCACAUCGUCUCGGUCUUCCUGUACUGGGUCGGCAUCUUCAUCUGGAUAGGGUUCGGCUCAUACAUGGACUGGAGCGACCAGUGGCAGCUCUACAUCAACUCGGCGACCUCGGCGCUGAUGGUUCUGAUCUUUGCCUUCCUGGCAAACAUCCGCGAACGGCAUUCGGCCUACGCCGCAAAGUGUCUGAACCACAUCUUCGAAGUCGAUUCGACGAUCGAGUUCAAGCUUCGCACCAUGACCGGCAACAUCGAUCCCAACCCCAGCGUUACCAUUCCGGCACCGAAAGUCGGCCGGCUCCAGAGGGCGAUCUUCUACUACGCCGACGUGGUCGGAACGCUGGUGGGCAUCGCCAUCCUGAUUGUCGUCAUGGUGGUGUGGAUUGCCAUCGGCCCCCUGAUGCAGUUCAACUCGAACUGGUGGCUGCUGAUCGGGACGUAUGCGGGCCUGGUAGGCCUCAACGACGGCUUCGUGCUGCGCAAUGUCCAGGCUCGCCUGAACGAGUAUGAGGACGCGGCGUUCGCCGAGGUUGCCAUGGAGGACAUGAAUGUCCUCAUGGACGCUGGCAUCCCGGACCCGAAGGAAGAGCACAUCCCCAAGACUUCGAUCACUCACCGUGCUUCUGUCAAGAUGGGUAUCAUCUGCGCCCAUGAGGUCACGGUCGUGCUCGGUGUCAUCUUGAUCUUUGGUCUCAUCGCCGGAGCGAGUGCCAUGAAGUGGACGACGACAGGGCAGCUGCUUUGCAACGUGCCGCCCAGCCUCAUCGAGUCCUUUUUCAUGCUGAUCCUCAUUACCUUCCACAACAUCUCCGACUCCCGUCGGCGUCUGGAGCUCCACGACAUACCGCAGUCGUUUGCAACAGAAGGUCGACCUUUUGAUCCAUAUACUACACGGGAGCAUCACGAUGCAGCGCCGUCCCGGCUGAACUCAACCCGACACCCUCCCGUCUGUGGCCACGGCCGCGCUGCGCCCAGCAUCGCCGGCUCACUCGUCUCCUUCUCCUCCUCCCUCCCUCCCUCCCCGGCUGACAUGUACAUCGGCAAUCAAACCAAGAUCAUGCGCAAGCUACUAGGCAAGCCACCGACCGUCGACACCUCCAACGAAAACACCGCCGGCAUUACCUCCUCUCCCGCCGUCGCCGCCUACCGCCCCAAUGCCUCACAGAACGCCGUCUAUCACGCCGGUGUCCCCAUCGCCCGCAUCGAUGCCUCCCCGGACGGCAAGUCGGCGGUCCUCGCCGGCCGCCACAUCCUCAAGAUCGUCAAGAUCGACGGGCUCACCGUGAAGGAGGGACUUGACAUCCGUGCCCUCAUCACCUCGCAGCGCGCCGCGUCUGCGUCCUCCGCCUCGACCGCCGACCAGCUCUCCAUUCGCGAUGUCAAGUGGGCCAAGGGCCACGAGGGCAAGAUCUUCACGGCCUGUGCGAAUGGCAAGAUAUUCCGCUACGACAUAUCGCGCGUGGGCACCGCGACGCCCGGCGGCACUCCGCUAGACACGAUACAGAUGGCCGAAGACUCGCGCCAGGUCAACACGCUCGACGUCAACCCGCACCGCGGCUCCUUCUUGCUGUCUGGUAGCCAGGACGGCGUCGUGCGGCUGUUCGACAUUAGGGAGCCGGUACAGACGCGCAGGGGACCGAGCUUUAGGACGUCUCAGGCCUUCAAGUGCAAUGCUGAGGGUGUGCGCCAUGUCAAGUGGUCGCCCAAGGAGGCCUUCUUUUUCGCCUGUGGCACAGAGCAAGGCGUGGUGCUCAAGUGGGAUAUCCGCAAAGCCGCUGCGCCGCUACUGCGCAUCAAUGCGCACGAAAAGACGUGCACGUCGGUGUCGUGGCAUCCCGACGGAGAGCACCUGAUCAGCGGCGGGUGGGAUAACAAGUGUCAUGUGUGGGAUAUGUCGAGGGAUAAGAGGCAGAAACCAAAGUACACGAUCUCGACCCCGGGGCUGGUGGCAGAUCUUGCUUGGCGCCCGGGCCAGUGGUCCGCGACUGCGCAAGGCAAGCGGGCUGCGCAGGUCGCAGUGACGUAUGAUGAGACGAGCCAGAAGCGGUUCGGCAUCAACACUGUCCAUAUUUGGGAUCUGGCGAGACCGACCAUGCCAUACAAGGAGAUCGACAGGUUCGACUUCUCGCCCUCCGGCAUACUGUGGCACGACCAGGAUCUGCUCUGGACCGUGGGGCAGGAUGGCCUGUUCAAUCAGUGCGAUGUUGCCUUUGCGCCCAAGGUCCUCGACCGCACGUCUGUCUCUAGUAUGGCUUUCUCGGCUCGAGGCGAGGUCCUGAUGUUCUUGGAUGAACGUCCUCAGGCUCGCCGGCCCCGGCUUGCUACUCUUCGCGAAGCCGAGACGGUGCCAUCGACGCCACAGAACUCGAGUCCUACAGCGCCCAUGCUGAGCGUCAGCCGGAGUGAUUCGGAAGACGACGUCGUGGGCAGCUUCCUCGGCCCACGCAAACGACCUGGACGAAGGCGGAGGCCGAGCGUCAGAUCAGUACACACGUUGAGCACUACACCGCCGACUGGACCAACCUCAGACGACCAUGUCUUCUCGUUGGAACAGACCCUCAAGAUGACUGGGCAAUUCAAGUCCCAGCAGGCGAUGGCCAUAGGACCCGUGCCGUCUGGCGCAAAGCCCAAUGUCUACCAGUACCUGACCAUGCAUUACCUAGAGACGCUCAAGAGCGGCCUACCAUACGUUCGCGAUGGUCCGCUCAUGGCGGAACGAGUCGCAGGCAUCAUAGAACACUAUGCAAGAGCUGCUGAGAACGCGGGACAGUUUAGGCUGGCGCAGACCUGGCGUAUCCUGGCCUUUGCCGUGGAACGUCUGCUCUCCAGGCGCGCCCAGUACCAUCUGGAACGGCGCAUGUCCAGGCAAAAGAACCAAUCUCCGGCAUGGAGAGCAUGGAAGGAAUCCCAGGCUCAGGAGAGGCCAAGGCUUGGUUCGAUGGUCCCCAUACCCGAAGCAGACGAUACCCCUCGCAAGGCGCACUCGUCGUCAAGCCUGCUGGACAAACAUGCACCGUUGAGAUCGCUGCUGGCUGAAGAGUUUGAGAGCACGUCCAACAUGCCUACCCCCAUCGCCCGGCCCGUCGAUAACUACGCCGAGAACCGCACGAGGUCGGAUCCAGUACAUCUCAUCGGCUCGCACACAGACCUUCCGCCGGUGCCGGAGAGCGAGGAUUUCAACCUGCCUGCUGCGGUACACUCGCAGGCAAUCGAGCCUCGGAAACGUCUAGAUUCCAUGCCCUUGUCUGACACGAGCUUUGCCAGCGACGGUACAAAGAUCUCGAGCACAGAGGGAUACGACUUUUACGACAUGGACACCAUUGUUCACGCGAUUGAUGUGCCGCAGACGAGGAGAGACCCCGAGGUCUCGGACCAGAUCCAGCCUCGAUCACCGAGCAGGGAGAAACCUCUUCCCUUGCGACACGACUCUGACGAGAGCUUCGCUCAGCUGUUCUCCAUCUCGCAGGCGUCUGGCCAGUCUGGUCAGACCAGCUCCUCGGGUAGCAGUCUCUCACGAAGGAUCACGAACCCCGAGCGCAUCCCAGUACACCGCCGCUCAAGUGCCAGCGAGGCCAUGGAUGGCGAAUACCAGAGCCGCAUACGAGGCAAGCAGCUACAAAACUCGCCGGGCUCGUCGCAGCUGCUACGAAGAACGCUACGGCGAACGAGUACCAGCAUGACGGAUACGACAGAUGAAGAUUACAGGAUGAUCACGCAGACAACGAGCGGCAGCAUCCCCUCCCAAGGCUUCUCUAGCAGAUACGAUGAAGACUUCAACAGCGGCGUCCCACAAAUCGAAGUGGCCGAUGCGGAGUCUGUCGCAGCAAGCCUGCAGGAUUCUGGUCCCAUCGAAGAUGAAAACUCACCUUUUGUCAUCGAGUCAGACUAUUACAUCUGGCCCUCGGACCCAGCGUUUCCAUAUCCGACAAGCAACGACAAGGAAGUUCACAAGCGGCGGCCAGUACCUCUGCAGCCUUAUACACUCAUCUCGCGAGCUUUGGCAUUUGAGACACGCUCUUCGGCGCUCAAUGCAGCCGCAAUCGUCCUGCUCCUCAAGCCCCUGGUGCCCAAUGACGUGAUCGACACUUUCCAAGCCGGUGGUAUUCUGCGACAGCACCACAGCCGGCUCAUGGGCAUGAAGCUCUUUGUAGAGGCUGCACUGCUCCGCAAGCUCUGCGUCAAGGGGUGGCCCGGCGGCCUCCUGUCCGACUGGGGCGAGAGCUACAGCGCCAUCUUCACCCUGGCCCAGACGGGCGUGUCGGUCGGGUUCCUGUGCUCCAAGUGCCGCAAGCCCCGGGACAUCGACCGCACGUCCAGGUCGAACGACACCGUCUGGGUAUGCGACCGGUGCCGCGGGACCAUGGGGCCCUGCGCGGUCUGCAAGCACAGAGACACCACGUCCAACAUCUUCCCGCUCGACCAGACGCCGCUCCACGGCGGCGGCGGGCCUCACCACCCGCACAGCACCGACGACAGACAAGAAGACCUCCGCAACGUGCUGUCGACGUGGUGGUACUGCCCCGGCUGCGGCCACGGCGGGCACGCGACCUGCCUCGAGGCGUGGCACUCGUCGGCCGCCGACGGCGCGUCCGGCGGCAGCCCGCUCAUCGGCAGCGGCGGCACGGACCCGCAGCACAUCCCCGAGUCCGGCACGGGCGCCGAGUUCUCGGACGGGUGCUGCCCGCUCGACGGGUGCGGGCACCCGUGCCUGCCGGGCCGGUGGCGCACCGAGAGCGCGGCGACGCGGAGCGAGGAGCUCACGAGGUCUAUGCGCGAGGUGGCGCGCGGUGGUGGCGCGGUGGUGGGUGCCGGCGCGGGAGGGGCCGCGUCGGCUCCCGGAGGAGGGUUCAAGGGGUCGCCUCUGGGCUCUGUGGGCGGGGAUAGGGGUGCUGUUGGGGAUCGGAGGGUGAGCGGGGGGUCUGGGAUGUUGCCUCUCGGCGCGGGGAUCAGGGGCGAUGGGAACGAUGUCUUGCAGAGCCGGGCGGUGGAGAGUGUGAGGGAGGUGCUGGGCGGUGAUCGGGACGGGAUGGGAGGCGGCAGCAGGGGUGUCGCGAUGGGGAGUAGUCCUGGUCGGGGUGGCGGUGUCGGGAUUACCGGCGGCGUCGGGGUCGGGGAGCAGCGGGAGAGGGAGAGGAGGAAGAUCGUCAAGUUUGCUGGGACGGAGGAUAGGAGAUAA